AGUGGUUUCUAAAUAGUACACAAUAUAAUGUACUAUUUUAACGAAUAACAUCGUGGUUCCUCUAGGCAGCGGUUCGACGCAGGAUUGGAUGGGGAGCCAGCUGUACAGACAGGCAUCGGCGCCGACGUACACUGAUCUGCUGGAGGGGCAGACCCCAGUUGGUUAUGACGUAGGACUCGUAGAUCUUAGCUUCGGUUUGAGGUCUGGGAGUGCCGAGGACGUGACACACACCGUUCUCGUGAACCCAGCUUCUGGCACCAACCACACACCGCCUUCGGUGAGGGUGUCGGGCCUUCCGGAUAACCGCGCCUGGUGUUCUGGUGAGUCGGGUGAUGAAUGUGGACUCUUUUCGCCAAGGCAGGGGGCAGUGGGCACAUCAGGUGUGGCCGCGUCAAGAACGAGGACAGGUGGAUCAACUCCCUGUGGAUCGACGACGCCAUACGGCACAAUCGACGGACGAGGGGACGACGAUGAGUGCUCUGUUGCGGAGAACGUGGGACGAAAGGUUUGGGAUGAUCAUCAGCGACAAUCCCGUCAAGCGAGCACGUCCGGCAUAACGAGAGGGGUGGCGAAGAUUAAUGUGGGGGCGAACGAUAUAUUCGGCGAUUGCGAUGGUGCAGGGGGCGAAGAUUGCACGGCAGACGACGGGGCCAAUGACAACGACGAGGACGACGACAGGGAGAUGGAGAUUCGUCCAGUAGGGAGGAAGUGGGGAGGGUCAAGGGCCACAAACAAGUUUACAAAACCACGUGCUGGGCGGAGAGGCAAGAAGGGUGUGGAAGAUACGUCGGCAGGCGAGGGAGCAAAAAGCAGGGAUUUUAGGACCGUGGAGCACAUGAUUGCUCUGAUCCGAUCUAAAAGUGACCAGGAUUUGCAUCUGGCCGGCCUGGGGCACAACAGCGGAAGGAUGAAGACGAAGACAUGGAAGUGGGAUGACGUCGAGAAGAGGCUCUUGCAGAUGGGGUUCAAAACCAUGCACAAGUUCAUGGGAGAAUCGGGGAAGCCUAAUUUCUUAACACUAACGCCAGGGGAGAGGAAGGAGCGGGGGUUCAACUUUGAGAUGGAUGAGCAUGUGUAUUCGGAGAUGAAGGCCAUGUCCAGGGGCGAUCACACUAUACACCCCAUGAAUCUCGCGGACACGGGUGCGGCUGGAGGUGGUCAAAUGGUCGGCCCACGUGGAGAUCGGAAUGAAUCAAGCGGUAAUGAGGGAUGCGGGGAUGGACUGGACGACGAUCAGGGAUCGACGAGGGAUUCAACGUUCAGCGGCGGUGGUGGUGGCGGGGCCGGCAAACGGAAGAAUGUAAGACAGCAGACCUUCGACACGAUUGCGGACGUCAUGAAGGAGCACGGGAAUCUGAUGGCGACGACGGUGGACAGCGCGAGCAAGAGGCAAUGCGACAUUCUCGAGCGAGAGCUAAAAGUGCAGAAGGAGCACUAUGUGAAGGCCGACCAGGCGAACUUCAUGAUGUGCAACGCCCUUCUGGAGAUUGCUAAAGUGAUCCGCGAGCGAUCCUAACGUCGCUCGGCAACACAUGUCCGACGUCCACGCGAAUGCCAUGUGUGCACUUCCAGAGCAUCGCCGUUGCCGU
Messenger RNA from Chara braunii, 1589 nucleotides. Lineage: Eukaryota; Viridiplantae; Streptophyta; Charophyceae; Charales; Characeae. The record is from the annotation of a GenBank genome assembly.